Messenger RNA from Dioscorea cayenensis subsp. rotundata (Guinea yam), 644 nucleotides. RefSeq lists its product as uncharacterized. The record is from RefSeq and is a predicted model, not a curated record. NCBI's taxonomy places the organism in Eukaryota, Viridiplantae, Streptophyta, Magnoliopsida, Dioscoreales, Dioscoreaceae. The coding region runs from base 148 to 432 and encodes 94 amino acids. The transcript is spliced from 2 exons.
CAUCUAUUGAGGCCUCUCUAGACACUUGAGGUGAAGAACAACCCAACUUCUUCAUCCUCUCUCUCUCUCUCUCUCUCUCUCUCUCUCUCUCUCUCUCUGUGUGUGUGUGUGUGUGUGUGUGUCUUCUUUCUUGUGUCUUGAUCUCUAAUGGAGUACUACUGGUGGGAUAGAGUGGUGAUCUUGCCAGUGAGGAGAGUUUGGCUGGCCAUGGCAACAAGGCUGGGAAUCAGGAAAACUGGACUGGGGAAAUUAAGGCAACAAGUGAGGAGUUGUGAGUAUGAGGAUGUGAGAAUCAUGUGGGAGUUGUUGAGCAAGCCUGAGAGGAAGAAGCAGAAGAAGAACAAGAAGAAGAAGAAAAGCAUGAUUAGUAGUACAGGUAGUGCUUUGGUGGCAUUUCACUGGGCUCCUUAUAACCUUUGCAGGAGCUUCUGAUUCAUUUUGCAUUUAAAAAAAAGUUUAAUUUCAGUAUUAUGGUACUGUUGUAGAUACCAUUGGGUCUUUCCAGAGAAGUAUUCAUGCAUGCAUGCAUGCAUUGUUGUUUAAACAAGCAGCAGCUUUGGAUCUCUCUGGUUACUUGUUAUUCUACUACUGUUACUACUAUGUGUUUAAUGGAAUAAAUUUUGCUGUGUGUGUGUAUGUAUCUA